CUUCCAAGAAAUACACCGCUACCGUUAUCAUACAAACCACUCUACCUAAUAACGUUCUUCCCAAAACAGGUUAUGAAUACCUUGGAAUGCAAGGCUUUUACUGAGGAGCAAGAAGCUCUUGUCGUCAAGUCAUGGCAUGUAAUGAAAAAGAAUUCUGCAGAGUUGGGCCUUAAGUUCUUCUUGAAGAUAUUUGAGAUUGCUCCAUCAGCAAAGAAGUUGUUCUCAUUCUUAAGAGACUCAAAUAUCCCCGUUGAGCAAAACCCAAAGCUGAAGCCCCAUGCCAUGUCUGUCUUUAUAAUGACUUGUGAAUCAGCAGUUCAACUAAGGAAAGCUGGCAAAGUUACUGUGAGAGAGUCGAGCCUAAAGAAACUGGGAGCUGUCCACUUCAAGUACGGUGUCGUUGACGAACAUUUUGAGGUGACAAAGUUUGCAUUAUUGGAGACCAUUAAAGAAGCAGUACCAGAAAUUUGGUCACCGGAAAUGAAGAAUGCAUGGGCUGAAGCUUACGAUCAGCUGGUUGCUGCCAUUAAAACAGAAAUGAAGCCCUCCUCUUAGGAAAUCUCUUUCCUUAAUUAUGAAAAAUAAACUUUGUGGAGAAACUGGUGUGAAUAUUUACGCAAAUGAAUUUGUUUGUAUGCACAUGUGUGCCGUGAUUUGUAGGUUUUUUCAUUGUGUGCUGUGAUAGGAAUGUUCCUACAGAGUGAAAGUUGAUGAGAGAAAAGUAAAAGAAAUAUGAAAUUUAACAGUUUCGUCUCA
Molecule: messenger RNA, 756 nt
Organism: Ricinus communis (castor bean)
Lineage: Eukaryota; Viridiplantae; Streptophyta; Magnoliopsida; Malpighiales; Euphorbiaceae
Product: non-symbiotic hemoglobin 1
Exons: 4
Coding region: 73-555 (160 amino acids)
Molecular function (GO): oxygen binding; heme binding
Source: RefSeq, a predicted model, not a curated record